This is a messenger RNA of Saimiri boliviensis boliviensis (Bolivian squirrel monkey), 1202 nucleotides long. It is a transcript of the gene RTP1, whose product is annotated as receptor transporter protein 1. Gene Ontology annotation, molecular function: olfactory receptor binding. Gene Ontology annotation, biological process: protein targeting to membrane; detection of chemical stimulus involved in sensory perception of bitter taste; protein insertion into membrane. The record is from RefSeq and is a predicted model, not a curated record. Gene Ontology annotation, cellular component: cell surface. Lineage: Eukaryota; Metazoa; Chordata; Mammalia; Primates; Cebidae.
CUGCGGACAAAGGAGGGAGCUGGGUCCUGCUUCCUCCUGGUCCUGUCGAUGAGGAUUUUUAGACCGUGGAGACUGCGCUGCCCUGCCCUGCAUCUACCCUCACUCUCCGUGUUCUCACUAAGGUGGAAAUUGCCCUCCCUCACUACUGACGAGACCAUGUGUAAAAGCGUGACCACAGAAGAGUGGAAGAAAAUCUUCUAUGAGAAGAUGGAGGAGGCAAAGCCGGCUGACAGCUGGGACCUCAUCAUAGACCCCAACCUCAAGCACAAUGUGCUGGGCCCUGGUUGGAAGCAGUACCUGGAGGUGCAUGCUUCAGGCAGGUUCCACUGCUCCUGGUGCUGGCACACCUGGCAGUCGCCCCACCUGGUCAUCCUCUUCCACAUGUUCCUGGACCGCACCCAGCGGGCUGGCUCGGUGCGUAUGCGCGUCUUCAAGCAGCUGUGCUAUGAGUGCGGCACGGCGCGGCUGGACGAGUCCAGCAUGCUGGAGGAGAACAUCGAGGGCCUGGUGGACAACCUCAUCACCAGCCUGCGCGAGCAGUGCUAUGGCGAGCGCGGCGGCCAGUACCGCAUCCACGUGGCCAGCCGCCAGGACAACCGGCGGCACCGCGGGGAGUUCUGCGAGGCCUGCCAGGAGGGCAUUGUGCACUGGAAGCCCAGCGAGAAGCUGCUGGAGGAGGAGGCGACCACCUACACCUUCUCCCGGGUGCCCAGCCCCGCCAAGCCGCAGGAGGAGACGGGCUCAGGCUGGAACUUCUGCUCUCUCCCGUGGUGCUUGUUUUGGGCCACGGUCCUGCUGCUGAUCAUCUACCUGCAGUUCUCCUUCCGUAGCUCCGUCUAAGAUUCCCUGGGUGGGCCCAGAGCCUGUCGAGGGUGCCAGCUAGCUGGUGGGAAGGUAGAGGAGAAACCUGGAUUGGGAGUAGUGUCAACGUCUAGCGCUGGUGGUGCCACUGACUCAGUGGAGAUCUUGGGCAAAUUAUACGGUUUUGCCUUUUAUAAAACUAAGGGUUUGGGCAAGAUCAUUCGUUUAUCGUAGUGAAACCCAGGACCCCAAAGUUCUGCUUAGGUGCCUCAGGGACUUUUGGAUUUGGAAAGUAGACUAAGCAAGUGAUUGUCUCCUGCUUAUCCUCCACCUCCUGCCUCCUCUUGCUUCAAUCAGAACAGCUUUACUUUACAUGGAGUUCCAUUCAAGAUGUUUGUACG